GUGUUUGAUACACCAUUAGGAGACUGACUAAGUACUGUCUGUUUUGUAAUGGAAGUUAACAAUAAUUUCUUCUUUUAAGUUUUCGUUAAAAUGAAAAUUUCGUGGCGUAAAGUGCCCAAGCUAGCGGGUAUCAGAAAUGUAAUCUAGGACGAGCAGUCUUGGAUCAGAAAACGAUUGAAAAAUGACCACCAGAGUUUGCAGUAACACAUCUAACACUAGUACAGCUAGACAGAGACAGAAUGUUCAAGAGCAACAAACUGUGGUGAAAACUUCUAACCUGGUAAAAACACGGGCAAAUCACAACAGAAAUAAUCUUCUCCACAAACUUACCUUUUUACAAAUCCAUGGAAAUCUCCAAGGCCAUGCUCGAGGUUCUCAUUUGAAGCUUUUUGACCGGCUUCCUCGACGUCUUGCCUUUCGAUUGGUAGAUCUAGUUACAGAAUCAGUGCUACAGUCAGGCCAUGUCUUUCUGGGAUUCACAAAGAAUGGGCAAUUCUUAUUAUCUUACACACUACAUGUGGUAGCAGAUGACCACACAGCUUUCCCAUAUAAUAUUUACAGGCUUCACUGGUGGCUCUUUGUUCCAUACAGACCAUUAUUAAAGGUCUCAGAGGUUCGUUUAUUUGGAGAAACUGAGAUUAUGCAGGAUUUGAAGAUUGCUAUUUGUCAGUGGCCUACUGAUGACACAAAAAUUUUAGUUUAUGGUUGUUGUUUUACCCAGAUUCAGGACACUGUCCAGUGUUACUUGACCAUUACAGCUACUCCUCCUCUACAGGGUUGUGAAGACUGUAAGCAACUCCAAACCCAGGAUCAAGAUGAUGAUGAGGUGGAAGAAGAUGCUAGCUUCAAAAGAUGUUUGCAACACAGUAUGACAAUCCAUACCAACUAUAUCUUGGUUCCACCCUUUCCUCCCUUCAGUCCAUCGCUAUGUAUGAAAAAAGAUGGCUUAGUACUGAUAAACACAGGGGACAACCUCAUAGCCUUGGAAGUUGAACUCAUAAGACACAACUCACUGGGAUUUAAGAGUCAUUUUGAAGCUGAAAACAUUCCUACCACUAGCUUUCAUCAUGCGGGUAAUUAUACUGAGGAAGUUAGUCUUGGACAUAUUCAGUUGAGUGUGCCAUCAGAUGAAGAGGACUCUAUCAGUUCACCUGUAGGUUAUUGUCAGGACAACUGUGAUCCAAGUCGUGUUGUUUGUGAUCUCUCUAGUGCCUUGAAAAAAGAUUGUUGUUACGAAUCGCAAGUCUGUAGAGAAGAUUGUGAGGCUCGCAGAUGUUGGAAUUAUGACAUUUUACCUUGUAGGUGUAAUGUGCAACAUUUUAGAAUAGUCAGUAACUGUGGUGAAAAUGUUUGUAACAUCCGACCCGAGGACUGUAAUGUAGCAAAGACCAGUGAGCCAUUAUUAGGAAGUAAACAGUCUGUAACAGCACAAAGUGAUAAGAUGGAGAAUUGUUUAACUUUAUUUAGUUCCUGUCAACACCAAGAAUUUAAGUGUUGUACUAAGUUGUGUUUACAUGGUGAAUCAUCUCAGAAAGUGUUUUGUAGCUGUCAGUGGCAACAAGAAAAUAGUAGAGAAGAAAGUGAAGAACAAGUGUUUCCUUUGCAUCUAGAGCAGCCAAAAAUAAAAGAUAUUCAAGACUAUCACUGUGUUAGUGCAACUCGACACAGAUGGUCUGAAAAGUCUAAUAAAACUACAGAUGCUAGCUUAGGUAUGGUGGUCAAUCAGAGCUUGUCCCCAAAAGGCUUGGAACCUAGUGAACGUUUUCUAUUGCUAAGGUCGCCAUCUGAUGACAACAGUGGGAGUUCUGUGAGAACUUACUUGUCUCUGCAGAAGAACUCUGGCACAAAUCCUCGAAAUGCUCAGUCUCCUGCCAACCCUUCCUCAGAGAAAGAAGAAUCUCAUCCUUUCACUCCCCCUUCUCGUGGCUACCUCAUUUCCAAGUCUUUUGAAUCAGUGAAAGAAAACAUUUCACCAAAUGGGAAAAGAGAAACAAGUACAAUUACAGAAAAACAAGAGAAAGCGGGAAAGAAAAGGGAGUCUUCACCUCCAUUCUGUGACUCGUGUAUAGCAGCAAUGAAACAAGGGAGACAACCAAGAGAUGAAUCUCCUUGUAGUUCAUCCAACUUGAACAGUGGUAGAUCAUCAGGAACAGGAGGUCAUUGUGUCAAAGAGACUAGACAGAUCUUUAGUCAAAGAAGGGUGAACAGGUACAGAAAUGAAGAGGACUCUUCAGAGGAGGAAGCACAGAACUCGGAAUAUCACAGCAGCUUACCUUUGGAAGUUCAUGGAACAACAUACCAACCUCUUGAAUCAGGCUUUAAAGGCAAUCUAAUGGCUCAGGAUGAGUUCAUUGUAGCCGUACGUCAGGUGGCUUUUGACAUUGAACAGUUUGCUCAUGAGAUGGCACAACGGCUUUGUGCUGAAGCUGGAAGGAAAUAUCUUGCUUUUAAUGACUACGAUGUUCAAGUUAUUGAUCUUUGCCCUGAAUCACAGACUGCUGUUGUUCUGGUAUUGAUGUUGAUUCAAGCUACGGUAGGGAACAAAGGAGUAGCCAAAGGUCUCAGGAAUGCAGAAAGACAUGUCUUCCAAACAGGAUUUAAAUUUCAGUGGAAAAUUGACUCAGGGACUUACAGUAUCAUUGAUACUGAAGAGCUCAGACAGAUUGAUCCAUAUGAUGUUGGCAAGUAUGAGAGCUUGUCGCAUGUAUGGAACCCUGCUCAACAAGCUGUGAAACACCUUCAACAACAGUGGUACAUCCCUCAUGCUCAUGCACGGUCAGUUAACGUACUUACAAAUGAAGCCGUAUUUCAAGGGACAUCUAAAAAGGUGCUAUGGGCCCCAGCUCAUCAUCUAGCUAUUGUAUUGUAACACAAACAGAUUUCUUACCAUGUCCUCCUAGCCAGAUGUCUUUUAUUAUGUGUGUGUGUAUAUAUCAGGGUUAUUUAUCUGAAGUCACAUGUACGCCAACAUUUUGUCAAGUUUCAGUUUUCAUACCCAGAGUUAACAUCUUCUUGUAUAUAACCUAUCAUUCUCUCGUUCUAGAACAAGCCUAUAAUUAGUCUUGUCAAUAAAGUGAAAUUGGUUUCUCAUUCUUA
Messenger RNA from Limulus polyphemus (Atlantic horseshoe crab), 3096 nucleotides. Its product is annotated as DDB1- and CUL4-associated factor 15-like. The transcript is spliced from 15 exons. Gene Ontology annotation, biological process: protein ubiquitination. Gene Ontology annotation, cellular component: Cul4-RING E3 ubiquitin ligase complex. Lineage: Eukaryota; Metazoa; Arthropoda; Merostomata; Xiphosura; Limulidae. The coding region runs from base 182 to 2869 and encodes 895 amino acids. The record is from RefSeq and is a predicted model, not a curated record.